AUGUUGCCGAAGCUUAGGAAAUUUCUGACAAGGCCUAGUCGAGCAAGGACGGAUUCAGAGGCGGUUAACGGCGAUGAACUGCCUAAGGAUUUAUCUGACCCGGACAAUUUGUUUAUAGAGGAACCGUAUCGCAGCCGAACAGGUUCGGUGGACGAAAAUAUUUUCAACCAAGAACUACACUUCAUUGUGGACUAUCUAGGAUACUGUCAAGUGUCCGAAGUACAGUCGAUUUCGCUGCUUUUGGAAAGCGUUAAACGGGUCAAAAAAGGCUGCUCCGAACCUAGCCGUGUCGACUUUGUUAUAAAGGAAGGUGUAUUAAAGAUUUCCACUGUCGGUUGUCAUGCUUUGAUUCUAACCGUGCCGUUGUAUAUUGUGGCACUAUGUGCACAGGAAUCUCUGAGAGGGUUUGAUAAGUGUUUUGGACUAAACAUAACACGAAAAAAUGCGCACUUAUGUUAUGUCUUCCAAGCUGGCUCAAGCCUCGAGGUAAGGUGUACUACGAAAAGUUGAAAUUCUAAAUUGCUUUGUCAUCGUUUCGCCCCCGAAUAAAAACAUUUGAACAAAUUCCUGUAGGUUUUAUAGUAAUUCUAAACCAUGCCAGUGCUUUCCACGAGGGUCCCGAAAUAUACACUGUGUAAUCAGCAAAACCUUGUGUUAGUUGUGUAAUUAAACGAAUUGCAGGGGAUCUCAGCAAGGAACUUAAAUUACACAGACGCGGCGUGUUCUCGUGUUUAAAAACAAGUCGAAAACAUUUCCUAAAAAAAAAUAAAAUCACAGCAAUUUACUUAUCUCCGUUUAAAGCCCCGUUUGUGAAUAACUUUAAGCGGUUUAAACUUACCCGGGGAAAUUCGACACCGCCGAAAAAAACAAUCUAUUUGUUUGUUUUUGAGAUGUUCAGAUUUUGAGCUAUUCGGAAAUUAUUAAUAUUUGAACUUUGUUCACUUUGCACAAUAUGAAUUAUAUAAUUUCUUCCUGAAAAAUUAACAUGACUUGAUCGAAAAUGAUUAUGGGGUCUGGUCUUACUUAUUGGCAUUUUUCAUUGUUAAUAACACCUCAUUUUUUAUUGAAAUUUUACGGCUUUUUGUGCGGGAAAGUGAACAGACUUUGUAAUUAUAAAUGUCACUGUAUUAUACUAUUGCGAUAAGCGUCUGCAGGGGAGGGCAAGCAAUUAUCUCGAUAUUGGCUGGCUUUUUAUUACGGAAUAUCAUAUUGUAUCGCCGGUUUUUGUGCUCUCUUUCUUGUGCUUGCCGUUAGGAUUUGUUGCUCAAACAAAAACCGACAUUUUCGUAACUUCCUGUGGUAGAAAAUUGAAGAGUUUUGUAUUCAAAUGAGAAGGGUAUUCAAGCAUGAUGUCACCGUGAAAUUAAGUGAUCAAAAUUGCAAAUGACAAAAUACGUUUAUUACAAUUUUAUUAGCACUUUUUGUGGCUGUUCGCAUCAGUCAUCAGCUAGCCUGGCUUGGGAAACUGGGCUAGCUUGCCUUGCUUGACCAAAUUCUCAUUUGCAGGCUAAGUCCCCAGCAAAUGAUCAUUUCUUUGUACUUUUGUGACAUUUUUAACCCAUUAAAUUGCAUUGCACCCUACUUUACUCUGUCUAAUGCCAGACAAUUUUACUAAGUUAAGGGGAAAGCUCUAUAGUGCUCAAUGGGUUAAUCACAGUCUGUCUGCCCAUGUGUCUAGUUAACCCAUUAAAUUACAGUGGACCUUAACAUGCCCUACUUUUGAUACUUUAAUAUUAUUUUACUCUGUCUAAUGCCAGACAAUUUUACUUCUUGUCAAGGGGAGAUUGGGUUAUUAAGUGAAAUAAUUGUAAGAUAGGUCCUAUUGAAACUGAUUUGUCGUCAUCAUAUGUCCAGGGCUGCAAAUUACUGUCGGACAUCGGACAAUGUCCGACUAAAGCCCGUUCUCCACUAGGCGAAUUUAUUCGCGCGAACAGAUAAAAAGUAGGAAGCGAUCCUACUUUUUCGCCGCGAAUUUUUUCGCCGACCAAUCACGUUGCCGGAUUUCGGUUUUCGCUUCGCGUCGCGCGAACAAAUUCGCGUAGUGGAGAACGGGCUUAAAUUUGGCAAAUGUCCAAGCAAAAGUGAUUUUGAUCGGACAUUGGUCCGAUCAAUUGUCAUUAUACAUUUUUUGCUGUGACAAAUUCACUCAAUUUGCAUUUUGCAAUAAAAUUUACGAGGCGAUCUAGCAUUUAAUUUUACUUAACGUUGCAUCGAAAUGGCAUACAUACUUGUCUAUAGUGACUUAUAUAUAAUAUAUAUCUUGUGACAUAUAUAUGUCCGACCAAAUUUAGUGAUGUUGGUUUUUGUCCAACCAAAUUCAAGUUAUGUCCGACCAAAAUUAAAAGUGAUGAGACAAAUUAUGUCCUGUCAAGUCAAAUAUUUAUUUGCAGCCCUGUAUGUCCAACAGAUUAUCCAUUUUGGUGUUAACGUUAACACAAACAAUACUCCUGACGAAAGUAGCCUGAUAGUUUCCUCAUAGUUCAUUGCAUGCCAUAUUUACACUGCACACACAUAUCUUGUUGAAGAUGGUCGAACUACAGGGGGUGGGCAUAUUGAAUGUGGGUCAUAUUUUUCAAUCAAGUUUUUCAAUAUCUAUCCAACAUCUGGGAGGUCAUGUCUGACGUUGAUUCAACAAAGUUGAAUCAACGUCAUUUUGCCUGCUGGGUGGUGGACCAGAAUGUGAAAUUACUGUAUAUAAACCCUCUCAGCUAUCUAUUUCAAUUAAGGUUGUCACAAGCAGUUGUCAAAUGUACAAUCCAUUUAAGUGCAUAUGUGAUUCAGGGAAUAAGUUGAGAUGUUUUUUUUUUUUUUUUUUUUUUUUAAUUGUGCAAUGCAUUAUAAAUUGUCUCCUGGGAUUAGCAAGUGACAAGCAUUUAUAUUAUUUGCUUUUAUAUAAUACCAUAUUGAAUUCUGGUCAUUUAAUUGGCUGUUUAUGGUCACAUGAUAUUGAAUAGAAAAUUCCAUUUCCCAAGAGUGCAAUGGAACACGUUCCAUUGCACUCUUUGCGAGUGCAAUUGCACUAUACAUUUUAUUCCAUUGCAUUCUUUGUGUUUUUGAUAAAUUGCAUCCGUCAAAAUGCUUUUCAUACGAAUCUAUUAGUCUAUUUUGGUAUUAUAUAAAACAAAUAAUGAAUGUUUAUUCGUGCAAUGGUAAGAAUAUUUUCAUUCGGUGAAAGAUGGAAUGUUCCAUUCAACUGGGCUGGCCAUUCACCUCAUGAAAAUAUUCUUACCAUUGCACGAAUAAACAUUCAUUAUUUGUAUACUAUAUAUUUACAAGUAAUUCAAGUACUGCUUGAUAUAGCAAAUCAAGCAGUACUGAGCAGUGACAUAUUCUUUGGUCAUUUCAAGUGGGGUGGGGGGGGGGGGUGUUAACACCUCAUUUUUAAUGACAAAGAGACCACUUUGAUCACUUAUCCCAUCCCUUUGAGUUCUCUAACUAAGUUGGAGAUUGUAAAGUUGAUUUUUUAGUAAUCCUCUAACAGGUACAAUGUGAUUAAAUUUGAUUAAAAUAUCCCAUACUGUGAAGUACUAUUUGUAAAAACAACUGAAAAAGUAGCAUAUUUUACUGAUGACCUCUCCCUUAUUUUGCCAAUCAUUGUUCUGUCAUCCGAUUUACUGACAAUCUUAGCAAAAACUAGUGGGGUUGAAAAAUGCCCCCCCACAAGGUAUCCCCUUCUGGGAGAGACAGUUAAGAUAAUGUGUCUCUACUAGUGUAAUAGUUUGGCAAAAUUUUUUGAAAAUUUUGCGAAGUUCUUCCCCUUCCCAUAAUUGGGGGUGAGGGGGGUGAGGGUGUGCAUGUGCAGCAUCCAUUCACACCCCACCUCCCUAUACACCCCUGCUUACAACCUUGUGUCUUUGUAAAUUCCUGUAUGUACAGUUUAGGUUGCACGUUAUGUCGCCAUUGCCAUCAGUGCCAUGUUGGCGAUAUUUCAACAAAAGAAUGUCAUAAUCUUUCAAUCAUUUCAUGACAAACUACACCAACAAGCUAUCAACAAUAAUGCAGCUAUUUCAAUUAAAUAUUGUCAUAGUGUACAUAGUAUUGUCAUAAUAUUACAUGGGUAUACCUAAACUUUGGCUAUGAUUACAUCUAGGUAACAUACGCGCAACCAUUGCUCAUUUUGGUUUUGGCAAUUCCCAGCCACGUAUGCAUGCGUUUGGGUUUGCAUUUAGUUUAUUGGUCACAAUAGGUAGAUUGCAACCAAUCUCUUGGGAAUUUGAAGACAGUAAGAUGGUGGCCAUCUUGGUGCCACUGGGGUUGAAAUUACCAAUGGUGACCAACUUUGCAUCUGCUGACCAGAUAUUUACCAAAAACAAUAUUAAAAUGAUGAAAUAAUCCUAGCCCUAAAAUAUCUCAGUGUCUCAAGUAUUCCAUUCUGCUUCUUUGCCAUCAUAUUAAACAACUGGGUUUUUUUAAUGUUAUUUAUAUACACAGAGAAUACUUCAUAUCACAUUGAUAUAUAGGAAGAUCUGAUAUUAAAUUUGGCGAUAUUAAAUUUUUUAAAUUUCAAAGUUUCUCGGUUUCGAGGUUCAGUUUUUUGCCUGAGUUUGUCCAAUGUCCAUCGGCAAGGCAAGGCUGUUAUAAAAUUCUAUGACUAUGUCACAGCUCCUGUAUCCGUUUUUCGUACCCAAUGGAUUAAAAAAAAUUAAAUAAAAUUGUUGUGUGCCACGAGUCACCUUUUGUUGACAUUGAAUGGUGCAGUUUACCCAACUAGUAAAUUAUAAAGGGUUAAUUGACCGAGCGUGAGGUCUGUACUGUGAAAUAUCAGACCGAGGUUUUUUAGUAUGGACCGAGCGACGAAGGACCGAGGUGCAUGCAAAAAACAGAGAUCUGAUAUUUCACAGUACAGACCGAACAAGCGAGGUCAAUAUAAUCGGUUUAUUUUAUGGCUGAACUGAGUCUGUGAGCAUAUGCUUUUCGCGCGAAUUAAAUCGGCUAUCGUCAGUUUCACUGGGUAACAAUAUACGGUAGGCAUGCAUGCUCAAUAAAAAAACAAUUUGGUUGUUUGAAAUUUUUAUCUGUAAAUUUUAAUGACACACAAAUGGAAAAUUAAAAAGCAAAAAUUUUUUCUGUUUGCAAAGCAAAAAUGUCCCGCCUGACAUCCGGGACACCGGUUCAGAUACGGAAAAUACGGACCACGGUCCGGAUAUGGGUUUUUACGGACCGCUUGUCAACCAAUCAGAAUAGAGAAUUUUGAAAAGCCAUAUGAUAAUAAAUUUUGUCAACCACUUUUGCCGUGUAUACUGUUUACAUUUUCUACAAGCAUGUAGAAACUAUUAGAUUCAAGUGCUAUUCGUGAGAACAUGACGGAAAUUCUUGACAAUUCAGAUGGAAAGUGUAACAUCAUUCGAAAAUAUUAUUCCAUACGAUUGUGCUGCGUGAUUUGAACAUAUACUUUCAUGCAUAUACCAAAUGUGAUCUGGCAAAAAAAUCCGCCCACCGCCACACGUUUUUUUACUGCGACUGGUGAUAAACUGGGAUGUUAUUUUUUUUUACAUGGCUUAAAAGGUUGUGUACUCCUAUUUGGCGAUCUGUCAUUCUAUCACUAUACGAAUCUGAAUCCCUGAGGUUAAAAAUACUGUAUCAAGUGCGGCACACGUCAUCACUUUUGCAACUAUGUUCCCAUCUUCAACCCAGACGUUACCCAGAUUGCUUUCAGAUUGAGACGUAUUGGACUAUCUUGUGCUCAUACAGUUUCCUAGGUGACAAAGUAUACACUGUACACAAAGUACAAGAGAUUUCACUUGAAUUAACCCAAAUUGCAUUGAUAUGCAACUAUCUCCUCUUGACAAGUAUAAAACUGCCAAAAGUCAACUGAAGUAAAAUUUAUAUCAAAACAUACCGUAUGCACUUAAAAGGUGCAUUGCUGCCAUGGGUUUUUUCAUGUUUUUUUACGGCCGUUACACGGCCCCAAAACUCAAUCAUGAAUUGAGUUUUGAAAUCCAUUCUUCUCAUCAAAAGUUUCAGUGCAGUAAGAAUGAAGCUAAACAUGAAUUAAAAUUGUGACGUGGAAAUCAUAUUUCCCGUCAGAAACCCAAGAAAGUAAGAAAGAACGAACAUACCACCUGCAAUUCGUUUUACAACACAAAUUUAAAGCAAUUUUGAGCUGUUCUAAAGCCACGUAAACUGUAAAUACUGAAUUGUGAAACUUUCGAGGCUUUUGCCCAUGCAUGGAUACCCUGAGUUCCACCUUGCUCUCGCCAUCGGGGAGUUGGGGGGGGGGGGAGGAGACAACCGCCAGAUAAGACCCCAAUUGUUGCGUGCGUGAUUCCCCUUGUUACUGAGCUUUGAUAGCAACAUACCAGAAUCCUUAAGAUACUCAAAUCCAAAAAACAAAAACAAAAUUCCAGUCCUGGGAAACUAUAUAAGGGUGACUGCUAAAAUAUAAUGAACUUCUGGAUUUUUUCCAAAACGAAUCCAAUUAUUUUAGCUAUAAAGUAUUCCUUCUGAUAAUACUCGUGCUUAUUUUCAACGCCCCGAAGAGAUUUGACAUGAGCCCUAAAACCCUUUGAACGUGGAAAGAAAGGCACCCGAAUCUUUUUCUGACAGAGAUGAGAAGGCGAGUGGAAUUUAACCAGUGAGAAUGUCACCUCUUUGCCAGAGGGAAAAAUCAACUCAACAUUCUUAAAAUUUCCAACAGCAUUUCAAAGCUUGCGUGCAAAGACCUGCAGCACGCCCCAAGUACCACUUACCGUUCUUCAACAACAUAAUUAAUUUUAGUAAAAUGGAGUGCUUUCAACAUGAGCCCUUUGGCUAUAUAGGAAGAUUGGGCAACGACAUUAACCAAUUCAUUAAAUCAUUAAAUCAAUCAUAAAACCCACGAGGGUUCAUUUCCAGGAAUAUUCAAUUGUCUGAUCAUAAAUGGUUCUUUAUACGUAACAAUUUUUUCUGGCAAAAGAUUGACGAUAUCUCCUGUAUCCAAGGAGCUUUGUUCCAAAACUAGUCAGGCCAGUUUUUGGACAAGGAAAGUUUGUUCAUUUGUACGGCCGCCAAGGAAAACUUGACAAGUGUACAAGAAAUACUUCUAUGGUUUUGGCAAACAAAACACGACCUUGCCGUGAGAUAAAUGUUUAACAACAUUCUGUGUAAUGAGCAAGACUUGUCAAGGGAUAAUUGUCUGCAGGAAAUUUUCAUAUAUAUCUUUCAGGAAAUUGUUGUCAUCUUAUAUACUGGAACGCCAUAUAAUUUACUUAAUGUUUACAAAAGCGUUUUGCAAGUCGAGAUUGUCCACCACAAUUGUUUAUCAUAAUGUGUGGCGCCAUAGGUUCUCUGAAAUCUACAUAUGCAGGAAGUUUUAUAUUUGACUUACACAGGAAAUUUCUUUUUUUGGAUUUUGUUGCCAGGAAGAGAAAUAUAUUUUCUUGACCUGCCAAUCGCCCCCUCCCCCAACCCCCCCCUCCAGUAUACACCUGCUGAUGCAGACCAUUUCUGAAGGGGUGGACCUUCAACACUCUACCCUCCCUUACAAAAUUCGCCUAUGAGUAGAGAGACUCGAUAUUGCAAGUACCGAAUACCAGUAUAUCGUCAUGAUCAUACCCAGUAUAUAUUUUGGUAUUUUUGCCAUUUGUGUUAUUUAAACAUGCAGCAAAAGCGCAAAUCCAUUCGCUGCGAAACUAUUGCACUAGCCUUCAUCAAACGAUUAUCGCACAUGUAAUAACAAAGCAGGGGUUGAAAUUAAGCCAGGUUGCCAAUUGAGAUCAGUUUUUCCAUCUGCAUGCAUGCGAUCAGAUAUUCCAUGCCAAACAAUUCCGAAGUCUUAAAAUGACUCGACUAUUUCAUUCUUUUAAUUUGCCAACAUAUUAAACAGCUGUUUUUUUUUAUGUUCUCUAUAUAGAAAUCCAACAAUUAUAGCCCAAAAAAGGUUUGAGUGAAGAGUUAAUGUUAUAAUGGCAUCUAUUUAAAUCAACAUAUAUUGUUGUAAAAAUAAUAUUUUUGGUGAUUUUUACACCCGCGUCUAAGCGGGUGUAAAAAUCACCAAAAAUAUUUUUACAACAAUAUAUGUUGAUUUAAAUAGAUGCCAUUAUAACAUUAACUCUUCACUCAAACCUUUUUCAGACUAUAUUUGUUUCGCACAAAUUAUGCAUUAGAACUUAAUUCAAUCGGCCUCAUUACGAAGAUUUGGGUUACAUAAACUACGAGUAGGAUACGAUUAAGUUUUUGACGGGUGGAAUUUACUGAAACCAAACCGUGCAAUGGACGAAAACGUAAAAUACAAAAAUGCACGAUUGGGCGUGCAAUCUUUGCACGCUUAGCAAAAUGGUAAUUUUUAUUCCAUAUCACUUGAUCAUAAUCACCAAUUACAUGACCAGAAUUUGAUGAGGUGUUAUAUGAAUAAUAAUAAUAUACAUGAAAAUAUUUCUCAAUUCUGAUUGGCUAGGAGCAGUGAAAUACAGUGUAAAAAAAUGAAAUACAAUGCAAAAAGUGAGAAUAUUAAAAACAAAAACCCAAACAUUACAAGUGACAAAAUUUUGUAAUAAAAUCGUUUAUAUUAGAAUUAUCUAUUUCGCAUGUGACCUACGCAUGGACAUGACUGCAUGAUUUUUUCAAGUAUAUCAUUAAUAAGUAAUAGUACGGUUUCUCGUGGAAUUUGGAAAAACAUACACUCCUGAGUUUUCGUCUUUGAAAAACUCACUCGUGCAUAUUUUUCACGAUAUUAUAUUUCCAGGCGUCAAGUGUUGUACGCUCCGUGGCUCUUUCAUUCAAGUCCCUGGGAAAGAUGUUACGGGAGAAGAAGGAGAAGAUGCGACUCAUGAGACGUAGAAAGAAGACGCCCUUGUAUCAUCAGAAUUCUGUGGAAUCUGACUGGUCAAGUCAAACAGGGUACUACAAUGACUCUGUUACCGAUCCGUGGCAGAAAUUUGAAACAUGGUCUAGGGUGUCCAGCACUACAAGUAAAGGUGAGGCAACAAUUGUUGACCUGAGUCCUCAGUAUUGGACAGAAACAGUCGAAAUUAUUUGCUUUAUAUUAGAGAGAGAUGGAAGCCUCUCUAAAAUGGACAGCUCUCGAAUACGAAUAGUUUUCGACAAUAUGGGCAACUCUCUAAUACAAACAUCUCUCCAAAACGACCGUCUCCAAAUAUGGACAUUAAUUCGAAGAUCUUCAAAACAGUGAAAUCGCUUCUUAGGAACAUUUACAGAGAGUUUCCUAUGUCCCGACAGAAUCUCUGUGAGACAGACACCUCUAUAAGAUAGACAUUUCUCUAAUACAGACAUCUUCCCAAGACAGACACCUCUAUUAUAGACAUCUCUCUAAUACAGACGGCACCUCUCUAAUACAGAUACCUCUUUAAUACAGACAUCUCCCCGAGACAUACACCUAAUAUGGACAUCUCUCGAAUACAGACAUCUCCACAUGACAGCCACCUCUCUAAUAAAGACAUCUCCCUAAGGCAGACACCUCCAUUAUGGAUGUCUCUCUAAGACAGACAUCUCUCUGAGACAGACAUCCCUCUAAUUAAUGCAGACAUCUCAUUAAGACAGAUGCUGUAGAUAUCCCCCAAGGCACGCAUCUCUGUCAGACAGACUACUCUCUAAAAUAGGCAUGAAGACGAGGCAAACAUUUUGAACUUGUUUUAUUGCAUUUUCUAGGUACUGGUAGCGAACAGCUACGAUCGUCCAUGGCCUACAGACAUACAUUUAAUCAAACAACAUUAAAAAGACCACCCACCCAUUAUUCAUGCAAACAUGUCGAAUUCACCGCACUUUCGCCUGUGCCCUCGAACAGUAGCAGUAACGAAAAUAGUACUAAUGUGAUUAAUAUAUCCAGAUAUAAAGCUGAUGACAAGGCGUCUGAAACCUCCAAUGCUGUAAAACGAAAAGGUAAUUUAUGUUUGUACAUUACAAUUGCAUCUUAGACUAUUUUUAGACGAGACCGAACCAGGAUCGUAGGUAGGAUUUUAGAUGUUGGGAGGGACUUUAAGUUUCCAGGGCGUGUAUGUGGACUAUCUGCGAAAAAGUGUUUAAUGUUCAUCUCGGACCCUGAAUUUACUUUGUAAAUGUUCCUAAAAAGACUAUGAUGGAACAUUUGACCACACAUUACACCAUUAUGUAUGCAACAGCAAAAUAUACUUCUGUAUUUACAGUAUGUUACAUAUCUCAAAUUAUGGAUAAGGAAGCAUGAUAUUUUAUUUAUCAGCUUUAUUGGACACAAAAUUAUAGAUUACGAGAUGUACGCCCAAUGGGAGGCCAUAGUGUAAACGGGAAAACGAUACCCAUACAAGGCACAACCCCUAUAAAUUAUGACCAGAUUACAAAAAGAAAAAGACAAUUUACAGUAAAUUUAUGCAUAGUGCAAUUUAGGAACGAUGACAGGGGCAAUCUUGUGUGAGUGACUUUGCACUUGCAUGACAUAUUCACAUUAAAAGUAUUCUUCACCAAGUUGGAGUAUGUUGUGUGCAGGAAGCGUUUAAAAAUACUGAACUAGGGUGGCGAAUUUUUCUGGAGAGGCUAUUUUACAAACAUAGUUCCAAGGCUUAACUACUCGGUUGAAAAACGAAACAUGAAAAGUGGAUGUUCCACAGUACGAAGGUUUUAAAACAAGGGAUGGAUUUUGAGAACGGGACCGAUCAUGUCGUACAAAAGAUACAAACUGUCCCAUAACGUAUACGUGAAAAAUUGAAAAUGUAAUUCUCAGCCUUCUCGCUAUAAGGCAAAUGUUCCUUGGGAUUCCGAGAUCUCUUUCCCCGUCUGCAGCCAUGCAAACGUUUAUAAAAUAUAAUAAAUAGAUAAUCUGGAACUUGUUUGUCUUGUAGGGGACUUUCAAGUCGAAGUAGAUAUUCAUCGUGAUGUGAAUCAAAAAGUAGGAAAAAUUGAACGGCCUGAUACCAGUACUCUUCAAGAACGUUGUUUGGAAUUAUCGCGAGAAGAACAAGCCAGUAUAUUACACCAUGAAGAUCAUAGUACUUGGUACGGCAAAUAUUGUCAUUCGGAAUCUAUAUGUUGCAGGGCUUAUAAUAAAUCAAUUUAUAUUUAUUAUUGGGAAAUACAAGAAAUAGGAAAAUUUUAAUUAGAGUGUUUUUAGAGUGUAACAGUUCAUGGAUGAUAACUAAACUCGUAACUGUGUAACUUACAACCAGUAUAACUCACAACACAUAACUUGCAACAGGUCGUAACUCAUUCAUAACUCGCAACAAAUACAGUAUAGGUUGCAACGCAUACAGCAUCAUCUAUAACUUUACAGGAACUUAUACCUGAAUGAACUUUCUGUGUCAAACAAUAAGAUAGUUAUUCAAUGUAAAACCAUGGCAUCUGAUUUCCCAGUUCUUUUCUUUCCUUUUGUGCGACAUGUUGUUUGAAAUAAUUUCACACUUUUUCCUUCAGUAUGUGCGAGAAAGACGAUGUUGUUGAUGAAAGGAUAGAGAUGGUUUUAUCUGCUAUUCAAAGGUAAGAUCUUCAUCAUUUUUCGUACUUUUGUAUGUAAACUAAGAACACUGCAAAAAAUUUACGUAUUGCAAGCAGUAAAUUUAUCAAAUUUAUGAGCAAAUUUGUAUGCUCAUUUUUUUUUUAGAAGAGUAAUACUUUACUCAAAGCCAUUUUACGCCAGCAAUUUCACAAUUUUACUAUUUACAUGUAUAUAUAAAAGAUUGUUAAACUUCAAAACUUUGCUCAAGAAAAAUUGGGAAACAGAUAAGUGUUGCGAGGAUGUCAUGUAUAGCCUAAAAUAGAUAUUUGUCUGGUUUUGGUAUGCAAAACAAUGUCAGGUGACUUGCACUUCAAAAAUUUCAAUUUGGCGCAGCUUGCGCUAGGCCACGAGAAUGUCACACGAUAUUUCUUAACUCCGGUCUGAAUGUCGCAAGCUAACUGAAAUUCCCAAUUUCAUUAAAUUGUCGAAUUUUUUAAUCAUCUGCAUGGCUAACACGACUGAUGUGAACGACUACAUGAAUGUUCCGAGUAUGUGUAACCUGAUCUAGACAUUCAUAACUCGUCCACUCGUUCACAUCUGUCAGAAGAAUAAAAUCGCAAUACCGUACAAAUCGCAGCAAAAAGUAUGAAUGGGCCUUAGCACAAACACUAUCGAUAGAGGUUCGUAUUUGGCGGGGAAAUUCUAGACGGGAGUUGAAUUUAGAACUAAUUGUUCCAUAUCAGAAAUAGUCGCACUCCUUAACAACAACAAACAUUCGUUUUACCGCAAGUCAUUGAGUAUUUUUUCCCAGGCACGCAUAUGAAAAUAUAUUUUCUGGAUGUAUUUGGGAUCUUGCGGGCAAUGUUGCAAUCACAGGUAAAUCAAUACUCAAGAGAUUUAACGUUGAUAUAGCGCCAGUUGUCUAACCCACGCAUAAUGAAGUUCAAUAUAAUUUCGAAAUUAUAUCCUAAAGCGUUAUGGCUGUUGUUGCUAAGCAUCCAAGUCGCUAAAGUUUCUACCUUGAUGUGCUUCUGAUUUUAUGAAAUAUUAUUUGUCAAAUUUUUGUGAAAGGUUUCGCCAAGCGCGGUAAUAUCCAGUCAAUUCUCAUCAGUCAAAUCUCAUGCAACCUUUGUUCUUGUUUGACUACAGAACGAACGUUGAGAAAAUUCUCACGCAAACUCGCGUUUUCUCUGCUUCAAAUCCUGUAAGACAAGUCUGUUGCUUUCGAAAAUAUUUCUAUUCGCUUCCAAUACCCGUUGUCUCAAUAGCUCAAUAGGAGUUAAUAUUAAAUUCUAAAAUGAGCUGUUUUAUUAACUCGGUUCUGCCCUCUCCCAUUAUCCCAUAAUUUCCCUUGUGAAUCUAAGAACCUCGACCAUUAUCCUCGGUUCUCGAUAUCGUAUCCUCGAGUCUCGACCCUCGAGUUAAAUUUUGACCUCGAGCAUCGCGAGGCGAACCCUCGACAUUUCAUCUUCGAGGCUUGGCAUUUAUUUGACCCUCGGCAUUUUACUAGGGUUCAACCCUCAAAUUUUAUCUCCAAAUUAUAUCCUUCGAUAUUCUGUCUACAACUGUCGAUAUUCCACUUUUCUUUCCUUAAUUAAACUACUCCUGAUCGUUAAAUCCUGGUCAAAACGAGGAACUCUGAUCGUCGUUUUCUGACUGGGAGUUGAAAAAAGUGUUGAACAUUCCUCCGGGUAAAGAUUCAAGUUUUCACACCUCCCUCAAAAUAAUGUGAAAUAUGGCUUGUUCAAAUUGCAAAAUAUAUGGAUUAUAUAUCAAUCGGCUUCUUACUCCUAUUUUCUACUGACUAGUAUUUAGCAUUGAUCAAAUGAUUGAUUGCAUUGUAUACUGUACUCACAUACAGACAAAUUGUACAUGUAGGCUGGUGACUGCUAGCAGAUAUUUCUGUUGUUAUACGAUUGCUAUAGAAACACUUAAGCAAGAAAGCUUACUGCCAGCCGCCACUUAGGAAAUGUUGUUCUGCAUGCAGUAACUACCAGCACAACAUCAGCAUCCUGUCAACCUCAACCUGCCUUGUCAAGUAUAUCAUUUAUUUGUUUGAUAUUAGUGUUGAGUAGAGUGUUCCACAUUAAACCUCACAUGUGGUAAACCUUUCUCACGUGUGGUACCCGCAACCGUCUCUUGGACAUUAUACCCUCGAUACUCGACAUUUUAUAUUCGCUCCUCUACCCUCGACUCUCUGUACGCAUGCCUUUACCACUCAGCCAUUGUAUACUUGUUCAGCUUCAUUGGCUGUUACAUGAUUUCGCGCCAUAUCGCCUCAAAUGAGCCAUACUUCCUUGUUUAUAGAAACUCAAUGGUUUAGAUCCGGUUCAAAGAGCGCGCCACUUCAAAUUUUAGGCGCGAAAUUUAAAAUUAGAAACAUAGGCUAUAUUUGUAUUCGGCAUGAUGGCUUUAGAUGGUGCUUGUAUUUUGGCAUUGCAUUACAUUGUUUUUUCAAAUCGAGUGUUCUCUUUGUCUUGAUAACUUUGAGGUGGUAUAUUACCAAAACUCUAUGUGUUCCAGAUUCUCGCACAGCUAAUUAUUAGUGGGCAUCGAAAAUUUGUUCUAAGAGAUACAAUUUAACACUAAGAUUAUCGAAAUUGGUCUAGUAGACUAUUGCUGUUUUUUAAAUAAAGUCUGGUUCAUCUACAGUAUGCAAUGGACCAUUGAAAUUAUGCAUCAGUUGUGUAAAGUAUUAUAAUAGGUUGAUGAUCCCUUACUUCGGACUACCAUAUUAACAUUGGUUCUUCUAGUAAAAUUAAUAUUAAAUCCUAUAGUGUAAAAAUUCAUCUUUUAGGUUGAGCUUUCGAUCGCCACUGCUGUGUAAAAAGCUGGAACAGGAACAUUGCUGUUGCACCGCUUAUUAUACUGCUUAGUGAAAAAGUGCUUUUGCAUUUUUUGGGGGACACCCUGAAUAUCACAUUGAGCAAGAUUUUUUGACUCAAAUGUAUAAAAAUACCUUUGAAGCUGACCAUUUGGCCUUUACGGCGGAAAACAUGUCAAAGUAGCCGGUAUAAACAGAGUGUCAAUAUAUCUCUACAAUAGACAAUGGCGUUUUUGCCGGGUUCAGUAUACAAAAGACAAGAUAGAUGCAGACUAUUUUACAUCGGUGACCACGAUUUGCUCAUGAUAGCAGUGAACAAAUACUUCAUAGGAAUGCUACUAGUUUUUUUGCAAGGCCAUUUACAUUUUCACCUCAACAUUGUCUUCGUCUAGCCCAUGCUGGUUGUAUCGUUAUGUUUCGCGUACAGUGAAGGCCCGUGUACACUUGCAAUUUUUACUGCGAUUUUAGGUGCGUUUUUCCUCUUGUGAAGGAUGUGGAUUAGCUAUGAAUGUUUGGAUGUGGGUACGUAUAAAGAACAUUCAUAACUCGUCUACUCUUGCACAUGCAUCAAAGGAAGAAAAUCGCAGAAAUCGCAGCAAAAUUUGCAAGUGUAAACGGUGCUUAAAGAGUUUAAUAUGGAUAGUGUUAUGAUCAGGCCCACGAUCAAAGAGAAAUAUUGUACGGGAGAACAUGUUGGCAAUCGAAUAGCUUGCGCAACUAUAUUGCCUAAUAUUAUCAAACCGUUACGCUUGUCAUUGACCGUUGUAUUACGCAAUGUUGUCAAAUGUAUAACAUUUGAAGUGGUGAAUUUAUUCGCGCGAAGUUUUUUUUCAUUUCUCGGCAUCGAUGUUCACGUUUGCAAAAACGAUACCGACGAACGAAAACGUCACUUCGCGCAAACAAAUUUGCUAAGUCGAAAAUGGGCUUUAUGAUACAAUCGUUGAAUGCAUUGUACUCAGCUGUGUAUUGUACAGCAUAUAGAGUACAAUUGUUUUGUGCCUAUUACCUUAGCGACAGGAAGUUUUUAUUCCUGCGAUAUUCCAUUUCGCAUGUUUACAGUUCAACUUCACCAAACACAACAUGUGUACUCGGGAUGCUCUGCUUUCCUCCCGUAGUAUUCGACCACUAGGGAGAACAGUUUGGAGCUGAUAGAGCUAUUCAGUAUAUGGAGAAACUCAGAAUAACACAGCAUGAAGUCAACUCCCAUAAGUCACAAUCAUUAGAGAAAUAAACUUGAUAAAGUUCAAUCGAGGUUUCCUCUUGUAGAAACACUGAAGCAUUAUGGGGCUAUCAACAUAGUUUAAAUCCCCGAGAGUUGGUAGUCCAGCUAGGUAUUAACUAAAAUACAUGAUAGUGUUGGGAAAGCAUUAAGAAUAGCCUGUGUUCCAGUCCACUACAGGCUUCAUUAAGAACAGAUAACCAAGGUCGAGUGACUGCCAACUCUCAUGGACUCUCAUCUUCGUUUGAUCCGGGAUGAUAGAUCAAUUUAGCGUAUAAAGCUAGGCUAUAUUUCUAAACAACUAUAAAGGUCAACAAGAAUAUAUCCUGUUGGUACAAAGUCGACUAACGUCCAGUAUGAAUGUCAAGUACCUUUUGUGUCAUACUUGUAUAUUGUAAUCAAACAAGACGACCACUUAGCAAUUGAGUAAUUUCGGAAGUACAUAAUAGAAAUUGACCUGCUGCACCGACACGAAUGCAAAGAACAAACACUCUUUGUCUCAAGCCAUAACUCAUAAGUAUCACUAUUGAGUCUAUUAAUUAAAAGCCAUCAAAAUUUAAACAUUCAUGCAAAUGGUCGGUUUCGUCACGCAGUGGUCAUGCAACAGUUACCAGAGUGGGAAUAUAACAGUACACGCACGUACAGUCAUCAAGUGCGUGGCAAAUAUAUAGAAUUGAGCGAUAUAGUUCAAUUUAGAAUUGGAAUUUAGCGAUGUGAGCACCCACUUUCUAGUUAAGUGUUUUUCGUAAGAGCGUGUACACGUCAGUAAAUGUAUAAAGUCAUUUAAAUGUUACUUAUGAAAUAACUAAAUGUAUAACGGACAGCAUUAUUUACUUUUCUGUAUCAGUUGUUGAGGUAAUUCGUACUUUAGAAAGAUUUAGAAAGAUUUACACUUUUCCGUGCCGUCGUAACGCUGGCUGAAACGCACCAAUAUAUUACUGUAAGAGGAGUUUCCGCACUUGACAAACGACAAACUAUAUACCAAGAAGUCUGCACGCAAUGACGAGUUUUUCAUUUCCCGUCGUCAAAAGACCCAUUCAGUGAAUUGAACUUGCGCUAUAUAUAUUUAGAAAUAGAUCUAAGUCUAUACUUAGUUUGUUGAUGACAUAUGGGAUUCGAUUUUUGCAAGAUGCAAUUUCGAAAUAUUUUCGCUUCAGAAACCGUCCUUGAAACUGUAUUAAAGAUACGGGUACCAAUUAAAUGUAUUAAAUUUCUUAGAAUUUUAUAAAUCACUUUUAUAAUACGCAAAGUUAAUAUUCUUAUUAAAUGCAUCUUAAUAAGCCUUCUCAGUUGCGGGAUCAAAGUAAGCCAGUAAAAUGAAGGUUCUUGGUCGCUGCCUAAAAGGCAAACUGAACAAAAUUACCAACAUUCAUUCAAUAGUGAAUUCAGCACCCGUAACGCUUUUCUCGGGGGCUAAGCAGCUUUAAAAGUAGAUUAAAUCGUAUCAUGUCCAUCGCCAGGUAGUUCAACAAUGCUAUUUUGAUGGUGAUUUACAUCCUGUCCAAAACCAGUUAUUUUCUAAUUUUUCUGGAGUGGGGCAUGCCCCCGGACCACUAGUUUUCAGCCUUCCUAACGUCAAAUAUCUUCCUACAAAACUGCUGACACUUACAUCUGACUUUGCGUGUCGUAUGGGCAUUUAGUUGAAAACGUUAUCCAACUUAGCUUCCAACUUAGCUGAAAAUGAAAGACUAAGUGCGUAAAAACAAUCGAAAAUUUGACCAUACAUCCGAGCAAAUCAGAAUUUUCAUGUAUGUUGUUAUUAAUACUGCUAAAUUUUAUUCUUGCAGAGGAGAUUUGACAUGUCUAGCAUCGUAUCUUGACGAUGGAGUAGAUGUUGAUCUAGCGGACUCAACAAGACGAAGUUUACUUUUUCACGCUGUUAACUACGGUCAGAUUGCAGCCGUACAACUUCUGCUGGACCGGUAAUAUUUAACACUCCUUACACUCGAACUAGCAAAGUGUCGGUAUUGGGGAAGACAGGUGCUCUUAUUAGAGUGAUGUCUGUAUUAGAGAGGUGCCUGUAUUAGAGAGAUGUCCGUAUUAGGGAGAUGUCCGUAUUAGAGAGGUGUCCGUAUUAGAGAGGUGUUUGUAUCAAAGAGAUAUUCGUAUUAGAGAGGUAUUUUUAUUAGAGAGGUGUUCGUAUUUAAAAGGUUUUUAUAUUAGAGAGGUGUCUUUAUUAAAGAGUUGUUUGUACAUGUAUUAGAGAGGUGUUCAUAUUAGAGACGUGUCUGUAUUAGAGAGUGUCUAUAUGAUGAGGUGUCUGUAUUAGAAACAUGUUUGUAUUGGAGACAUGUCUGUAUUAGAGAGUUAUCUGCUAGAAAGGUGUCUGUAUUAGAAAGGUGUUUGUAUUAGAGAGUGUCUGUAUUAGAGAGGUGUCUGUAGAAGAGAGAUGUUAGAGAGGUGAUCGUAUUAGAGAGAUGUCUGUAUUAGAGAGAUGUCUGUAUUAGAGAGGUGUCUGUUUUGGAGAGGUGUUUGUAUUAGAGAGAUAUCUGUAUUAGAGAAAUGUCUGUAUUAGAGAGGUGUCUGUAUUUAAAGAGUUGUUUGUACAUGUAUUAGAGAGGCGUUCGUGUUAGAGACGUGUCUGUAUUAGAGAGAUGUCUAUGUUAGAGAGGUGUCUGUAUUCGAGUGGUGUCUGUAUUAGAGUUGUAUUCGAAUCAGAGAGUGUCUGUAUUGGAGAGAUCUCUGUAUUAGAGAGGUGUUCAUAUUAAAGGAGUGGCUAUAUUAGAGGGGCGUGUGUCCGUAUUUGAGAGAUAUUCGUAUUAGAGAGGUGUCCCUAUUAGAGAGCUGUUCGCGAUCAGAGGUGUAUCCUCCCAGUUCAUAUGUUAAAGCGGUCUUGUAAACGGUUCUGAAAGGUGCGAGCAAUAACGUGAUGUACAAUUGUUAAUGCCACAUAGCUUAUUAUACCUACUCCUUUCUUUUGAUGUUAUAGCGGUGCUACGGUGAAUUGGGAAGGACCGAAUGACAUGUCACCACUUCAUCAAGCUGCUGCCAAUAGAAAUAAAUCAAUCGCACAGAUCUUACUGGCGAACGGAGCCAAUGUUCGUGCCAAAGAUUGUGAAUUGUAAGAGUCUGAUACAAUAAUUCUUCACUUAUUAAUGGAGAACAGUUUGCAUAGAACAUUUAAAUGGAACUAUCCAGUAUAAGUAGAGUUUAAUUUCUAAAUUAAUUCAUUGUAAUUUUCAGUCGUACUCCACUCCACAUGUGUGCUGGCCACCCAAGUGGUACGGAGAUGUCGUGUAUUCUUGUUGAACAUGGUGCAAGGAUCUGCGAUAACAGUAUUGAUGGUACACGCCCUUUAGAUCUAUUACCAGUAAGUAACUUCACUGUAUUCCUAAUUUAAAUUGGCUAAGUCUGCUGUAAGUAACUGCAGAUUUGUAGAAUGGUUACAGCAGGUUAUAAUCAAAGGCCGUUGUGGCCGACUCACGGAUGAUAUCAAAUGAAAGUGGCAGAAAGAAUUAGAGCAGUUUGCAGUUGUUUUUACAAACGAGCACCCUGCGAAUUUUGCCAUUUGUCGCGCUUCUUUUGCCACAUCAAAAGAACGAACGCGUGCUCCAGCCCGAUUUCCGGUUCUGAAAGGCCCGAUUCGCAGGCAAACAGUGCUGCACGCAAAGCAGGAUGAUCAUUUCUCAUUGUUUAACUGCCCCACACUCAAGUAACAAAGACUCACAGAUGUUGCUUUGCUUUGCAACAUCCGUGAGUUGAGAAUACUGCACUCGGAGUAUUAGUACACAGGAUGGAUAGUGACCUAAACCACGUCAAUAUUAUACUAAAUAUUUCGACAUACUGUUUUUCUUCAAGCGCACAUUUUGCUAUUUAUAACAUUGUGAAAACCUUUAGUAUUGGUGAAAACGCUUUCACAAAAGUAUUCUAUUUCGAAACGAAAACGGAUUGGUGUGGACAGGGCCACACUAGAGAUAGAAGUAAUUGUUACUCUCUAAUUGUUUUCCUAGGACCUGAAGGAGCUUCAAAGUCGUUUAGUCCAGUCAGUAUGCGAAGCCUUCAUGGCUGCAGACACAUCGAAGUCUCAUUCAAAUUCCAUCACGUCCACUCAAUCGAUUCAAUCGGGGUACUCCGUGUUCUCUGGAGGCUCCCUCGUCGCUCACGUAGGCAGCUUAAGAAAUGUGUACAAUCAGUCUCCACAGAUGAGACAUGCACGAAAUGCUAGCAGACGGUUAACUGCCAAUUUUGACGUGAGAAGUUUUCAAUGGAAGAAGGAUGCGAAGUGGAUGAACGAGAAUGUUUCAGGUGUGUAAUAUUUUUAUUGCCCCUCCCGGCCCCAACCCCCUCCACCCUGUGAAAAUCUGAGUGACAUCGUUUGAGAUAUCCUUUUCAGGUGGUUCAGACAAAACAAAACACGGCAGCUUUUUGUGAAUACUACUUACAUUGGACUACCAUGUUUGAGAUAUCUUUUUCAGGCUGUUCAGACACAAACCACAACAACUUAUUGUAGAAUACUACAUGUAUACCUACAUUAGGUUACCACGUUUGAGAUAUAUUUUUCAGGUAGUUCAGACACAAACCACGGCAGCUUUUUAUAGAAUAUUAUCUACACUGGAUUACCACUUUGAGAUAUCUUUUCCAUACCAAGGUCGGAUUUUGGCUAGGUGCUUUGCUCACAACUCCCUGGGAUGUUAGGGCUCAGAAUAAAGCCUCCGGACUUCAACUAUACAGCAUGAUGUAUCAAUGUGUUCAUGAAUUAUGUCAUGAUUAUACACCCCAUUCCAUUUCUUCUCACACCUCCCCUCAAAAUCCGACCUGCCUGUCCAAAAUCCAAUCCUGACCAACGAUGAACUCCCAACAUUUCGGAUAUUAUCACCCACAAUACUCUUUUUUAAUUUCUGUACUUUAGACCCAGCUAGCCGCAAGCCUGACAUAAAUUGCAAACAUGUUCAUCACGAUUAUGAAGUUCUAACGCAUGAUACUGCUACUUCAUGUAAUGCCAACAAUGACGAGGAGAACAAAGACAUUUUCAAUACAAUACCUACGCACGACACAAGCUGUGGAAUACACGAGUCUAGAACAGGAGCCGUAAUUUCUCCAAUAACAAGUAGUCCUGCAAAAAUACCUUUAAGCGUAUGCGAGACACACGGGCUUUAUGAGAAUAUACUAGCAGCGCAUCACAGAGGAACGAUGGUUGUCGGUCCUAUCGAUACAUGGGCAGAAGCGAAUGCUUCUGAAGCUUUGAUGAGUUCGACUCCUGCAGAUGCUUUACUUGCUGAGAGUGUGAAGCCAUCGUUUGGUGGUGAUGGUAUAGAAUCGUUCACAGACCUAGGGAAUUCUACAGACUCUGGGCUACACAUACAUGCCAAGUAUCCCGUUUGUGCACAUCAGGUAAUUUUAUGUAGUUUGAUAUUGAAUCAGACGUAGAUUUAAACAUGGUCCAGACAUGGAUAUUCUGGAGGGGAACAAGGCGUGCCCACCCCUUCUAGCCUAAGCAAAAGGGGGGGGUGCUAAUUUCCUUAUCAAAUUCACUUUUGGUAGGGGCAGUGUUUCGACAGUUACCCACUCCCGCGAAUAAGCGAUUGCUCAUAUCGAACUUCCAGUAUAAACAAUUUAGAACUGAUAGAGAUAACUGAUCUGAAGUAGGGUUGUGAAUAUAUUUUGGCUUCCUCCUGUAGCAACACCAAUAAGCGAUUUCUCUUACUAGACUUUUUGGAAGAACAGUUUAGAACUGAUAGAGGGCUAUCCAUGCAUGCAGUUUAAUCAAUUUAAGUUGAUUUAGUUUGUUUUCGCCUGUAGUAUAACACUGGAUCAAUAAGAGAUGGCCCUUACUGGGCCUCUAGGGAGAAAAGUUUAGAACUGAUAGAACUAUCCAGUGUAAAUAUAAGUGAUGUUAGUUUAGUUGAAUUCCAGUCUGUAGCAAAGUUGUAAAUAAAAGGCCUUACUCUAUUUUUCUAUUUUUCUUUGGCACAGAGCAUCCUGCACAAUCCUGAAACGAUAAAGGGAAAAACGCGUGGUGACUCGGUUCGUUUUCAGGACGUGACAUCACCAGUGAGAGAAACAGAUUCAGGCCUUAGCUGCUCAGAAGGCUCGCCGUUGAUUCACGAUGGAAAAGAUAUGACGGACAGGGUUAGUUUCGUAUAAAUACUUCUCGACCGUAUACUGGGUGUUCCGACAAAAUGAAAUAGCUAUCUGUGUUCUAGACAAGAUUUUUACACAGAAAUAAUUAUAAACCUGCAUGACUACAACUACUAUGACCCUAACCCUAAAAUUUUAACCCUAUCAUUUCUUAUCUGUGUUCCAGAUAAGAUUUUUUCGAUGCUAUUAGAGAGCAUCGAAAAUGAAAUCUAAGAGAUGAAUUUUGACACUACGAUUAUGGCUGUUUAAAGCAAAGGAUCAUCAACCUACUGUAUAGAUACGUAACAUAACUAAUGCACGAUUUCAUUGGUUUAUUGGGUGAACUAGACAGGCAUAACGUUGAUUCUAUUAUACCAAUUUUAAUAAUCUUAGUGACAAAAUUCAUGACGUCAGGAAAAGUGAUACCGACAAGAGUUGGAUCAGCGUUUACCGUCGGUUAGAAUUAACCUGCUGUUUUAGUUUAUGUAUUUCUGCACGUCUGUUUAUUUCAAAACCUCAUAGAAGAAAACUCCUACUUCUCCAGACAAGAUAUCUAAAUAAAUAUUUCCAAAUUUAUAAAAACAAGCUGUUGGAAAGUUUGUUUUGAAUUUUAGGUUAACCUAGCGUUAAGUUAGUCCAGCUUUGAACAGCUGGUCCCUGGGCUCAAUAUAUAUCUGGAGUAAGAACUUCAGUCAUUUUGCCUAUGAGAAAAGUAAAGCCAGGAUGGUAGAAAGUAACGUUCAAAAUCCAUCAAAGUUGUAAACAGUUUUCACGGCUAAAAGAACAUCAAAAGGCUGUUUCAACUUUAGACAAGGGAAAAUCAGCUUUAGCAGAACAUGUGUGUGACACCAAAUAUUACCAUUACCAAAUACGAGAUUGCGUGGGAAAACUCUAAAGUAAUUACCACAAACAAUCGCUAUGGUCAAAGACUAUGCCUAGAAGCGUGGCAUAUAAAUAUGAGUAAUCAUGCUUUGAAUAACAGGGAUGACGGUGCCUAUUUGCCAGAGGAAUACAUGCAUCUCAUUGGCAGGUGACGUCAUCCCUCGGGUAUUUAAGAAGCCGCGAUUGCAACUUUAGAUCACCCUUAAUGAAGACACGAGACUGGAGUGUCGAAACGUUGGGUAUUUUAUAUUUAAACCUGAGUAGCGAGCGAAACAUGAGUUUUCAUACCAUUUUCUCCUGCCGCUUAUAGUGGUAGUAGAUUUAUUCAUCCGCCCCGUAUAGGACUUUUCAGGUUUAAACAACAAUAUUAGUAGAUUCUUAAGACGUUGUCAGACAAAUAGUUACUGACCGAAGUAUAAUUUUGAGCUCAUAAUGACCAUUGCAUAUCUGGGUAAAAUAUUUGCGUGACCAUGCUUGUGGCGUAACGUGCAUAUCCAAGAUGGCGGUCAACUCACUGAUUUACGAUGAUCAUGGUCAAAAUAUUUCUAGAACUAAGCAACAUUUGAAGAAGCUGUAAAAACGUUUUUCAUAUUUAUUUUAAAACUAGAGUUCUUUCAAAUGAGACUAAAUUAUUAUUGCCAUACACCUUCUUAUUUUUUACCAAUCUUCUAAUUACGUUACAUGCAUCUUCACUUUAUAGUUUCGAGAAAGAACACGUUCAAACGCAGACAGUGGUUACAGCUCCAUCUCGCCUUACUGUUGCUGUAAAGAAGAUGACCCAGUGUUGAUAGCUCUCAAUUCCUUGGUGAAACUAUCAUUCAAUCCAGAAUGUCAACCGUUACUACUGUCUUAUCUCUGCCUACCCAAGGCUUCGUCAUUACUAUCAGUGUUUGCGAGGUCUCCCACUGCAAAACCAUGGGUUGCUGAAGCCGUUGCAGUCUUGCUUAAAAAUCUUGCCAGUGUAAGUUAUAUAUAUACCUCAUGCACCUACUUAACUAACUGCAACACCAGACCUUAUUGCAUACCAUCCUACUUUCCCUUACUUUUAUUCUACUUUCCUAUUUUGAAAAGUUGAAAAGUAGUUGAAAACUUUGAACAUCAAAAUUUUUAUCCGAUGGAAAAGUUGUGUUGGCCAGUCAUAUUUUACAACAUUUUCUUUCUGCAGAAAAUUUUCGCGAGUGGAAAUGGGCCUUUAAAAAUUGCUUGAUUUUCCUACUUUUUUUUCACAUUAGGAUGCCAGAACGCCUGCAAUAUAACUUAUACCUACAAUACAUUAUUAAUACUACGUGUAUGUGUAUAUGCCUAGAUUGAAGGUCCAGACAGCCGUCGAAGAGCAGCUGAAGCAGGUUUUAUAAGAACAGUCUUGCAACUUGCUGACACACAGGAGCCUGUUCAGGUAUAAUAUUUAUUGAGAAUGAUAUAUCUUAACCUUUCCUGCUUAAAAAGGCAGAUAACAAGAUUCUAAUAAAUGUAUAUAAAUUUCCACAAAAGUCUAAUAAAUGUAUAUAAAUUUCCACAAAAGUCUAAUAAAUGUAUAUAAAUUUCCACAAAAGUCUAAUAAAUGUAUAUAAAUUUCCACAAAAGUCUAAUAAAUGUAUAUAAAUUUCCACAAAAGUCUAAUAAAUGUAUAUAAAUUUCCACAAAAGUCUAAUAAAUGUAUAUAAAUUUCCACAAACGUCUAAUAAAUGUAUAUAAAUUUCCACAAAAGUCUAGUAAAUGUAUAUAAAUUUCCACUCGAUGAUUUCCAUCUGCAAGACCCAGCAGCUGUUAAUGAUUCGAGUGAGAUGCCAACAAAAUCUCGAUAUUUGCCCAUAACCUAGAACAUGGCAGUACCAUAUAUUUAACAUGUAGUUAUAACUCGACAACUGGCCUCUGUAGCUCAGUUGGUUAGAGCGCUGCACCGGAAUCACAGGACCGCAGGUUUGAUUCCUGCCUGGGACCUGUGGUUGCAUUUUUCGCAGCUGUUCCUGGUUACCAGGUCUAAUAAAUGUAUAUAGAUUUCCACUCAAAGAUUCCCAUCUGCAAGAUCCAUGAGCAGAUAACAAGUUACCUAUAUAUUUUUGUAUAAUCACAGCACUUACAGUAUUUGCCUCUUUAAAAGUACCCAUAAACAACCUUUGAGUAGCAUUAGUCAACGAGUUCACAUAAAACACCACAUCGACUUUGAAAGUUUUGACUGUUGGCUUGGUUAGUUAGCCGUGAAAAGUGUGCAAAUAACGUAGCAAUUUGAACAACUACGGCGUGCUAGAAUGUUCAAAUAUGCCCACAAUGGCACAAUGUAAACUGUAGGAAACACAUCCAUUAAACCUUGACACUUACGCAACGGUAGCUGAUCUAACAAACUGUCAUAGUCCAAACGAAGAAAUAAUGAAUGUUUUACGACGCUUUACUUUGAUUUGUGGCAAAAACCGUUAUCUCUUCUCACUAUCACUUAAAAUUAUAUUUGCUUGGGUGAACAGUUCACUUGAGCUCAAGCAAACAUCUUCUAUUUCUGAAUUUAAUUAACCUCAGUAAAAUUUAGUUUUAUACAUAUUAGAUUAAACUAAGAUUUAAAGUAAGUGAAAGUGGUCCGUAACAGUUUUGAGGGGCAAGUUAUACCUGUCACGUUUUAGAAAGAGUUACUAUUUUCAGACUUUUGUAAUUUUGUAUUUUAAACUUAACCCUUACCUUCUUACUCUAAUCCUAACCUUAAUCCUAAACCCUUUCCCUAAUCCAAAUCCUAACCCUAAAAACUGUUCCUAAAUCGUGGGUAAAGACCUACCUCAAACGAUCAUGUUUUGUGACUGGCUUUCAGAAACAAAGGUGAUCAUUGUUUGUGACUCGUUCUUUAGAAAGACGAUUUCUAUAGUUCUAUUGUCUUUCAUUGUUAUAAUCAACCAAUCACGAGCCUGGAUAGUAUAGGUAGAUGAUGACCCUAAAUUGUGACUCAUAUGAGGAUUUUUGUCCUCCUCAAUUUGGGGCCUAUCACGUUAUGGGUGGGUGAGAAUUUUCCUCACUUGAACACCUCACAGUGACCUUAAUAUCCAUCUCUUUCAGACGACAUGUUUAGAAGUGUUGGAUAACCUGUUAAAAGACGUGAAAUGUGAACGAGAAUACAACUCUACGAUGACCAACAUCCCUUCUGGUCCUUUAUUAAACCUCUUACAUUAUCAGAAUGAUGUAGAAUCCGCUCUUCAUGCGGGAAUCACAGAAACGACUGAUGCAACCACUGGCAAGAAACGAAAAACAUCGCGGUAUGUUUUUUUUUUAAGAAUUACUCUGUCAUAUAGUGUAACAUAGUCCUGUAAACGUCGUCUGACAAUAUGUUGGACUAACUCAUGUUGUGGUCACACUAAUUAUUUAUAGAACUCAUAAGAGAAACGUUGUACAGUACAGGGAGACGUAGCCGAGUUUAAUUUGCUUGCUACUAGAAGUAUCACCUGGCAUUCAAACCAAUUUUACAAGCGUACAAACCGUACGUUAAGCAGUGGUGUAACUUUACUUUUUUGACAUGAAAAUUAAUUACCCUGAAUAAAAUUCACUUGCCAUCAGACAAUGGCCACUGGGGUACACGUAGGUACAAUAGGGGGUAUAUAUUAAGGGGAAAACAUGUCGACCCGUUCUCGCACUGCUGUAUACCGAUCUAGCUUUGGCCCAGAAAAACAAAAUUUGAAUCAAGUAAAUGCACUAUAAAAACAUUAUCCAACAAUGAAAACAUAAACUUAAAGAUGCCCAGCUUUUUGUGGCAAGGCAACUUGCCCAAUCGGGCAAGCAAGAUAAAACGUUUACUUGCCCAUCAUGAUAUUCACUUGCUCCAGGCAAGCGGGCAAGUGUUAAGUUUCACCUCUGUUACACGGGUAAAAAUUGAUCAGGUUGUUCAAACAGUAGCGAACAAUGUUGUGCUGCACCCCGUGAACAAUAUUGUUAACAAGUUGUUCCGAGUUGUUCAAUCAUCAAUAUUGUUGCAAGUUGAUAACAUGAUUGUCAACAAAUUGCAACAACGUUGAUGGUUCAACAACAUUGUUAACAAUAUUGUUCACGGGGUGCAGCACAACAUUGUUCGCUCCUGUUGUGAACAACUUGCAUCAACAUGAUGAUUUUUACGCGUGUAAGGAAAGGGUUAAAACCUAUGUACAGCGGUUUCAAAGUCGAACCCAAUAAGUUCCUUGUUUGACGUAUUGACGCUCUGAGCACAACAAGCAAUGUUAUAAAAGCAUGUUAAAGCAUAUUGAAAAUAAACUCAAAAUAUUUUGUAGAUCGCAACAAGAUACUCCAGCAAAACUCAGUCCAAGACUUGUCGCAACUCGUUUGCUGGCUGCUUCUAGUACACAUUUGAAAAUGCAACGGGAACUUGGAUCUCCACGGUAAGCACAAACAGUACAUAACUUUUGUACAUGUAUUAAGACUGAGGGUUGACAAGUUUCUUUGCUCAAAGAAUAGUUGUAAUUGUGUUACCUCGUAUGAGGUUUUCGGAUGUUGUGGGUACAUUGUUUAGUGUGUUUUAGGUUUCCAGUUGUCUGAUGUCUGGAUAUAUAAUUUAGCCUCAUUCGCACGUGAAAACAGUAUGGGCCAUCUGUGAUUUGUCCAAUGGUACUGGUUCUACAGGAGAAAACCGAAAUUCAAACUGGAAGCACUCUUCUUAUAUGCAACUGAGUUAGUUACAUUAAAGUGCGACAACCAAUAGUCUAAGAAGAACAUCUUUAUACCAAUAACCCUGGUCACUGAUUCUGGAUAUGAUGUCAUUAGAUGAAUUGAAAAUUAGUUUUCCUUUGUUUUUUUCUGCUAAAAUUCAUCUGACAUCUAUAUCAACUUUGCCAGAGAAAAAGUUGAUCAAGAUGAGGUUUUUACUAAGUAUAAAGAUGUACUGAGUUUCUUCUAGAACCCUGUUCGCCCAAGGUAAAGGGCCAAAGGUUUAUUCAUUAACCAAUGUGCCGUAGACACUCAUUUGUUAUUGAAAUUUACAAGUUUCAUUUCAGGUCUGUGAGUUUACUUUUGGAAGCGUUGGAAGAAAGAGAUCCUGAGAUUGUUUAUAAUGCUGCAGUGACUCUAGCCAACAUCGCUAUGUAUGAUGGCAACCAUAAUCUGCUUAUAAACUCUGAUGCUGUUGAAGCACUGAAGAAGUUUGUGCCAAACGAUUCAAGGUACGGUUGACAAAUCUUCUCAGAUUCAAUACCAGUCUACAUAGACAGGCGUUUUUGUUUUUAACGACGUUUAGUUCAUCAGGUUAAGAUACAAUAAACUACAAAUUUUCGAUCCAAUUUGCACUGUUAAAAGUGUAAAGGACACCAGACUUUCAUCGUUGAAAAGAUCUUACAACUUAUCUGGCCACCAAUCGUCUCAGAGAAUUUGAAAAUAUUGCGAAGCCCCCCCCCUUGUUUUUGCAUUCGUCAAGGGCUCCUCUGUAUAGGACGGCAGGCGUAUUUUUUUUGUUAAAAUUGCUUAAAUCACGUACUAGGUGAUUAAUAGGCCACCCAUAUUAAUAAAAAUUUAUUGAUGAAUAGAAUAUUUGUUAAACUAAGAAUAGUUACAACUUAGUAACAGUUACUAUGUCAUGUUGUGGUUAAUGUAUCUUUAAUGUAGUUAAUAUUAAAAUUUUGUUAGGGCUUACUACCAUGUAUGCCGUGCUCUUGUCUACUUAAACUGUGACGAUGACGAGUGCGACUACCUGUUCGACUUCGAUACAGAAGAACCAAGACCUCUAUACACUGAGAAAUCUCCCAACCAAGAGCCUUAUAUCAAGGGAGGAAGCUUGGAGACUCUGGUGAGAAUCUUGACAACCAGAGCUGUCUCUCUAUGGGGAGGAGUACCUUUGCUCAGUCCUUCACCAAAGAACAGAUCGAGAGUUAAGGCAGCGAAAUUUAGAAAGAGUAGGGCAACUGAGGAUCAAGUGAUUGAGUUCUUUUUGGCUACAUAUUCAACGUAUACCAAUGCUGUUGUACUCAUGAGAUUACUGGCUCACAGGUAAGAACUAUGCAGGGUGCUUGGGGAAUACAACUAUACACUUUUGUUCUUUGUGGGUUCUAAACACGUUCCGGUUGUCCGUUGCUAUAAUGCAACAUUUUACCAAUUUUUCAACUUGCACAGUGUGGUGUCAGUCCAAAGUUGCUUUAUCCAAUAAAAUUUACCUCGACUUUCCAAAUUCCUUCCUGAGUUUUAACCCACAGUCAUUAGACCUAAGAUCAUAAGAUAUACACUUAUUGAAAGAAUUAGACAAAUUUUCGAAACAUCACUUGCUCCAAUCAACUUCACUUUAUAGCUCAGUUUAUAGAGCGUUGGACUAGCAAACCAAAGGUUGAAGGUUCGAUUCCCACCUCGGCAAAAGCAUUUUUUUAGCUUUCUCGUUGUGGAUCCACUUGGAGCAAAGUCAGCUAAAUUAAUAAAUAUCUUUGCCCAAAUUCUAAUCGGAGGACCUCAAGUAGAAUCAGUAUAUCUAAGUUCCUUUGCAUUUGUAACAGUUAAUAGUGAAAGAUUGCGUUUCGAUUUUGCAUGAAUAAAGGACAAAUUAUUCGAAUUAAUGUGACCGGCCAAAACGUCCGUGCUGGGAAAUCGCUAGACGACCAUAUUGACAUUUUUCUCGGAAGAUGUGGACUGUUAUAUUGAACACUGUAGGAAAUCCGCGUAAUCAGAAAAUAUGAGCCUUAGCGUGGACUCUUAACAUGUUUUGAAUGCCAUUUGUUUCUUUUUUUUUCAGGUUUCGUAAUCCAGCAUUGCGUUCGUUGUUUGAUGAAGAAACUGGCAUGUUUAAAGAUCAUUCUCGGUGUCUGCCUUCCAUACAUAUUUCUCUGAUGAGAAUCUGGGCAACAUGGCUUGGGAAAUUCUCUGAGGAUUUUAGAGAAAAUCCUACUCUUCAGGUUGGUUGAAAUUGAAAGUAGUUGUAGCUCUUCUUAGAGGUCUAGUAAGGAGUUGUAGCUCUUCUUAGAGGUCUACUAAGGCCCACUCCCUUAUCGGUCUUUCUUAGUGCAGGAGGAAAUCCAAACUAAACAAACUUUCAUUACACUGCAUGGAUAGUUAUAUCAGUUAUAAACUGUUCUCCCUAGUGGUCCAGUACGGGUCAUUUCUCAUUGAUCCAGUAUUGCUACAGCAGGAAAUUUAAGCUCACUUUCAUUAUAUGCUGGAUAGCUUUUUUAGUUCUAUACUGCUCUCCCUAGAAGUCCAGUAAGGGCCAUCUCUUAUUUGUCCAGUGAUACUACAGGAGGAAACUUAACCUAAACUGCCUUUAUUUAUACUUGAUACAGUAGCUCUGUCAGUUCCAAUACUUUCCCUAGAUUUUCAGUAAGGGCCAUCCCUUAUUUGUCCAGUGAUACUACAGGAGGAAACCUAGGCUAAACUAACUUUAAUUAUACUUGAUAGAUCUGUCAGUUCUAAACUGCUCUCCCUAGAAGUCCAGUAAGGGUUAUCCUUUAUUGGGUCAGUCUUACUACAGGACGAAAACCUACGCUAUAGAUAUAGCUCUGUUAGUUCUAACGCUCCAACAUUUAUGUCUCUAGGUUGAACUCAAUAAUAUAAUCAACAAUCUAGCCGUACUUCAAGGUCCAUAUUUAGUGUGUGCACAACAUCUCGAAGAUCUUCUUGUGCAUCAUCAAGAAAACACAUCAAUAUCUUUACCACCUGAAAAUCAUUGUCAUCACGAUGUCCUCUUUAGAAGUGUAAGUCUGCAAUGAACUAUUAUUAAUUUAUUAAAAUAAUAAUUAUAAUAAUAAAUUAUUAUUAGCCCUUAUGACAAUCCAGGUGUGCGGAUUAUUUGGUUAAUUUGAUUGGUUAAUCGGAUAUAUCAAACGCAUGUGAUUGGUUAAUAAUCCAUUAGGCUAAUGGGGCGGCAGUGGAAGUAAAACCUGAACCUUUUUGAUAUUUGAUCUUAAAUUCAAUGGGUUCAUUGUUAAGCCACCUGAUCAAGGGGCUGAGAAUGAACUUCAUAUCAGUAUCUGAUAAUUGCAGUUACUUUAAUUUAGUUAGUUACCUGACCAUAAAUUAAAACGUUUCUGGGACCAGUGGUCCCAUGGUGCGCUAUGUUUUUAUCUCUUUACAUGGAAAGUGUUGCCAAAUAAAUAUAACGUAUAACAAUUGAGUACUUUUUAUUCCAGUGUCAACAAGCUGUCCUCAGUGGUGCUCUCCCUGCCAGAAUUGAUGAUGCAAUAUAUCUAGCUGCAUUGCAGUUAUAUAUCGAGGUGAGUACCAUAUAUAUAUAAGGUAAUCCUUGCGAUGAAUUAUAAACUCCAAUAAAUUGUAAAUUGGGACAAGUUAUUCAAUUCCAUUUUGACACCAGAAGUUACUCUGCUUCUGGGGCCAGUUGUAUGAACAGCAAGUAGCGUUGUUCACUGGAUAGUGAUUUUUUCAAGCUUUCUUAAGUUGCCAUUAACUGGCAUAACUCAGAUUAGAAUUUUGUAUGUAAAAAUUAAAAAAUUAAAGCUUCCUUUAUUUAUUCAUAUUCGAUCCAUAUUCGUAUGUAGUUUUAUAGCUUUGAAGCAUUUUUACAAUCGUUGAAAAAAUCACCACCCGGUGGAUAGUCCUAUCCAGCCUUCGUACAACCGACCCCUGUACAUUAAUUAGUGAUUGCUGGCUUGGUAGAGCUUGUUGUAGAAGCUUGCUGUGGUUUUAGAACAUUCUCGAACAUUUUUGUAAUUUGUCAUAUAAUUGAACCAUCCUAUAUGAAAAUUCGGCCUUCUUUUAUCCAACUUCUAUUGGAAAUAAUGUUUCAGUUUGUGAUGUUACUCUGAGUGUGCAUCCACACCGAGCAGGCUGAAAGUUAGCUUGGCCACGGUGGGAAUCGAACCCGCGACCUUUGGGAUACUAGUCCAAUGCUCUACCAACUGAGCUACAAGGUCAAGUCGGUUCGAGUUGAUGUUAUUUCGUAUCAAUGGUGGACUUAGUAUCCCAAAAGUCGCGGGUUCGAUUCCCACAGUGUACAUAACGCCUGCACACACAAAAAGUAUCAUAUUCUAUUGGAGAAGAGAAGAAUUUAAUUUAGCACACAUACAUCUAUGUACAAGUAUUAUAUAAAUGGUAUAAAUGUAAAUUGAAUAAAAGAGUAAAAAUUAUGUAGAGGUAUAUAGUAAUCAGAUGUGCACAGUGGUCAAAGUAGCGUAAGGCUUUCGAGUUGACCACUGUCUAGCUUUCGAGUUGAUCACUGUCUAUUGGAAAUGUACCAAACGAGGUAUUUCUAUCGUUAUACCACUCUUAGAUAAGAUAGAAACAACAAUUUAUUUCUCGUUGUCUCUAUAUAGCAAUCGUCAGCGGGAGACCAACCAAGUGCAAAAGUAUUUGUAACAGACGCUGGUUUAGAGAAGAUUUCAACAUCGCGUAUAAAACUUUGCCUCAAUCCUGCUUUUCAUAAAGUCAAGAACGUAUAUAAGAGAGUUCGUGUCUAUAAUGAACAGAUUGUAAGAGAAGCACCCUCACAACGGAAGGCGAAGCAUGAUUUUAUUGAUUGCUGCCAAGGAAUGGUACCGUAUGGUUGCAAAUUCUUUCGUGUUAAGGUAAAAUAGGAAAAUAAUAAUUAUAACAUUGGUUCAGUUCGACAUAUAGAUCAACGUCUUGUUAUAAUUUCGCAUCAAUCGCAUGAAAGGAUUGCUUUUAGUCUUUUCCAAACAGUUUAGGUCCAUGGGUGGUUCCAGCUAUAGACUAAAUUUUGAUCAAGGCAAGAAGAACAAAAUCCAACACCACAGCUAGAAAGAGCGUCUUAGAAUGAGUAAAACUGCAAAGAUUGGUUGCUAAAUGGUGUAAAAUGAAGAAAAUAUAGCCCUGUGAAGUUCGGAAAUUUUGUAUAUAUUUGUAUUACGCGCGUUAAAAAUAACCACUUUCGGCUCAAAAUGGUUGUUUUUCCUGCACGUAAUGCAAAUAUAUACCAAUUUUGCGAACUUCACAGAGCUAUAUUUUCCUCAUUUUACAACAAUUUGCAACCAAACUUUGCAAUUUUACUUUAUGCUCUUUCCAUGCAGCUAUGGUAAUGGAUUUCGUUCUUUUUGUCUCGAUCAAAAUUUCGUGUAAAGCUGGAAUCAUCCAUUCCAGGAACUCCCGUUUCCUCCUGUGGUAAUACGUUAGACAGAACAGUUUGGAACUGAUAGAACUACUGUAUCCAGUAUACAUCAACUUAGUUGAAUUUAGGUUUCUUCCUUUAGUAACAUGGCAACAAAGAGGGAUUGCUCUUGCUGUACUGGGGCGGUUCAGGACUGAUAGGGCUAUCGAGUAUAAAUAAAGUUAGUUUAGUUUAAUUAAGAUUCGUCCUCUGGCAAUACUGGAUGAAUAAUGGAGGAUCCUUACUGGACUUCUUGAAGGAACCGUUUACCCAUAUGAUAGAGCUAUAUCCAGUAUAAAUAAAUAAUUUUAGUUCUGUAGUAACACUUGAUGAAUAAAGCCUGUUUUCCAUAUGAAUAAAGCCUGUUUUCGAACUGUCGCGAACGUGUUGUAACUGUCGUAACUGAAUGAAGAAAAGUCUUGUCGUGACACGCCAGCGUGGCAUGCUCUUCUAGGGGAGGGAAUUGAGCCAAUCACAAUUAUCAGCAGCUGACUGCCGAGAGUGAUCGAUUUUACCUGCGCUUUUGGGCAGGCCCUUCCUCAAUUCUCUGCCCUAGAAGAGCCGGCCACGCUGGCAAUAGUUCACGACAGUUACAGCAGUUUUGUCGAGAUAGACUCGAAUUCUAUCUCGACGACAGUUGCGACAGGCUAAAAACGUGGAAACAGAAAAACGAGAUCUUUAGGAAGAACAGUUUACAACUGAUAAAGCUAUAAUAAAGUUAGUUUAAUUUAGCCAUACCUUUUAGUCAAGCCACUAACCCAUGCUCAAAUUCGCAGAGCUUUAUAUUUUGCAAUUAACAAUACAUCAUUGUGUUUUACAGAAUCUUCUCACUUUAUUUCAGGAGAUCACAUGCAGCAAGUCUCAUUUGAACAAACGACUGUUGGGCAUCAGUCCUAAAGAUGUUGUACUCUUGGAAAACAAGACUCGAAGUGUUCUAAAGAAAUGGGACCUCAAGAGUCUACUUGGUUGGAAAGCGGACGAGAGUAAUGGCUCGUUGUUCUUGUUGUUCUCUGAGUCGAGUUUUCAUUUUGUUUGUGAAAGUAGAACUGAACGUGAGCGACUUCAGGGCACCAUUAAACAAUGCGUCUAUCAACGAAAUUGUGAGGUGAGCCUACAGUGUACAUUUGCGUGUGCUGAUCCCACGCACUUAUAA
Paramuricea clavata is the source of this 33464-nucleotide messenger RNA. The record is from the annotation of a GenBank genome assembly. Lineage: Eukaryota; Metazoa; Cnidaria; Anthozoa; Malacalcyonacea; Plexauridae.